GCAAAUCCGGACAACACAGCGCGCGCGACCAGUGGAAUAAGAAGAAAAAAAGAGUCAAGAAGGGACCUGAGCCACCCUCCUCUCCUUUGUGAUUCUCUCCCUCCUUUCUUUUUCAGUUGUUUUUUCCCACUUGAGAGGACUUCUCAUUUUCAUUUCCUUUCUUUUCCGCACAUCCUCACACUCCUUUGGACGUCUCAUCUUCGCGCAUUGUGUCUCUCCAAUCAUCCUGUGCAUCCAGAGAGUCAAAAGGGCAGCUUGAGGAAUACAAUUGUGGGUCUCUGGUGGUGAAAAUCGAUCCAGAGGAAAAGUGCCAAGCAAUGUGACUGGGCGAAGAGUGCAUUAAAGCAUAUGGAUUUGCAAAGUGACUCCUUUUGCCCCCCAAAAAAGAAAAUAGUUCGGACAUGUUGCGAUAUUUCCUCAAGUCAAUCUCUCUUCUCUAAAAUGUUCUCCACACACAUUUGAUGUGUGUGUGUUAAUUGCGUGUUUGUGUCACAUGGAGUGCCAUAACUUUUCCAAAUAAUUUAACGUCACAUUAAUGCUAUACAUGGAGAAAUUUUCCAAGUGAAAUUACAAUAUUCUCUCUCGCAAUCAUCCCACUAUAUUGCCUUUCGUGCUACGCAGAAACCAUACACUUUCCAUCGCUGCAAGAUUACAGGGAGAUGCUCCUCUGCACUUGUGUGGUGUGACUUUCCUUCUCUUUUGUCCAGAGAGGGGCGAGGAACUUAAGGGCAGGAAAUGUGCUGCUGCCAGUGAAGUGGGGUGAGAGGGCGGCAAAAGUGUGUGGAAUUGAUUGUGGCAGUUUUGCGCGCGCUUCGAAUGGAUUACAUGUGAUUGUGUCCGGCAAUCGAUCUGAUUUCCCUGAUACAUUUGCAUGUCCCCCAACCUGACCGACGAUGACCAGCACACCCGUCUCCACAUCCUUCCACAGCACAGAGCAUCAAUAAUGCCCGCCACCGUGGGACGACGUUUCGUGGAAAUCGCUAUGAUUUUCAUUUGCCUCUGGAACGAAGUGGUCGCCAAGAAGAAUAUUACCAUUCGACCGAGACUUCUGCUACCGGAAAACUAUGUGAAAGAAGUCCGUCCGCCGUCGCGAAAAAACACACCCGUCGUUGUGGAGUUCAGCAUAUUCGUGGUGGACAUCAACUCAAUCAAUGUGGAGGACAUGGACUUUCGGGUGGAUAUGUUUGUGCAUCAGAAGUGGCUGGAGUCGCGCCUCAAGCUGCACGAUGACAUCUUCGAGGAGGGCGAUGACUACGUGACGCUGCCGCCCGAAUUCUUCGACAACCUCUGGCAGCCCGAUCCGUACUUUCUCAACUCCAAAGUCGCAGAAAUCGCAACGCUCACGCACAAAUUCUCCUCGGUCACGCUGUACCGCAACAAAACCGUCCGCUACGCAGCCCGCAUGCACGCCAUCAUCGCCUGCCAGAUGGAGUUCCAGCUGUACCCCAUGGACAUCCAGAUCUGCCCCAUCUACAUCGAGAGCUUCUCCUACAGCAACCAGAAGGUGCGCCUCAAGUGGUCCGACUCGGGCGUCACGCUCAAUCCCGAGCUCAAGCUGCUGCAGUACAACCUGGGCCAGCCGCUGGAGCUGGAGGAGAGCGACGGCUACAUGCCGGAGAAAGUCGGUAACUUCUCGCGGCUGACCGUGUAUUUCCGCUUCGAGCGCCAGAUCGGUCAUCAUCUCAUCCAAACAUUCGCCCCAUCGUCGUUGGUCGUGAUGCUGUCGUGGUUCAGCUUCUGGCUGGGUCUGGACGCCAUCCCGGGCCGCGUCACGUUGCUCGUCACCUGCAUGCUCACGCUCGUGACAAUGUUUACGGGUCUGCGAGCAGACAUUCCGCCCGUGGCGUACAUCAAGGCGCUGGACCUGUGGAUGGCGGGCUGCAUGAUGUUUGUGUUCUCGGCCCUGGGCGAGUUCGUGGUCGUCAAGGUGCUGGACGUGCAGUAUCAAUACCAGGCCAAUCGGAUGCCCAAAGUCAUUCCCAUGAGGAUCAGCGCGAUGGAGAAGGGCCAGUGCCAGACGGUGGCCAAUUGGGAGGGUGGCCAGGUGAGAUCGCGGAAAGCCACGCCAACGGCCACGACGCCAGGCCAGCAAACAUCCCUCCAAGGCAACGGAGGCCCACCGAAGCCAACGCGACGCCAGAGCCUCCUGUCCGUCGCCUGGACGGACACAGACACGGGCGUCGAGAAAAUCAUGUGGCGAGAAAUCGAUAAGAUGUCGCGAAUCGUCUUUCCGGCACUCUUCUUGGUCUUCGUCAUCCUCUACUGGCCGAUUCUCCUCAUGAAGUCAUCGUAAAUUUGUUUAUUGUGAUAAAAAAUGUCCCUCUCCAAAUCACAACUCAAUUAAUUACACCUUCUUUCUCCCCUCGCAACUCAACGAAAACACACACACACACACACACACAAGAACGCCACAUAAAUGGGAAGGAAAGUGAGACAGAUUUGGAGAUAAGAGAGAAGAAAAACUAUAAACAGUGCGAGAAUAUAAUCUAUUAUAGCGAAAUUAAAUACCUACAAACGAGGUUGCCUUCAAAAUUUAUAUAUAAAAUUAUCUUUAAUUAGCAUUAAAGAACAUGAAAGAAGAAUCAGACACGCGAAGAGGACGCAAGAGAAGAUUUUCAAAACUUCCAAGGAGUCGCAUUGUCCCUUUCAAACACAUUUCAUUCUGUCGCCACUCACGAGCACUCAAGAAAUGCCUCAGAAAAUGGCGCAAAAAGUAAAAAAUAUAUUGAGUAAUGUCAUACAAUACCCAAUAAUUAAUAUUGAUAAGAUGAUAAAAUAUGGUGCUUAUGAUAAUAAUUACUAGUUAGGAAAUGGAAAAGCUCCGCAUUAGCUAGGCCAUUAAAAUGAAGAACAUUUUCUGCACACAUCGAGGCCCGAAGAAUCUCUCCUUAUUAUUUUAUCCAUUUAUAAUUUGGCGGGACAUUCGAGACGAACGACUCGCCCCACAAAAUCCACACUCUAUCCAAUGUAAAAGUAUAAAUUACAGUCCCUGUUCUUCGGCCAACAGCCUCAAUUCGAGCCUCUCAAGAGCCCAGCCAUUGCCACAUCGAAAAGGAGAAAAAGGAAAAAUUGUGAAAGUACAUGAGAUGCUGUAGAUUUCCUCCAUAUAUAGAUAAAUUUUGUGAUAACGAAGAAAUUCAACUAUAUUUUUGCCGCUAUCACACGCGAGAUUGACAAGAUGUUGUUGUUGAAGCAUAUUUUCAAAGAAAUGAGCAGAUAUUUUCAGAUGUGAAGUAAGAUCUAUUUUAAUGAGGAUUUAAAA
This is a messenger RNA of Phlebotomus argentipes, 3262 nucleotides long. RefSeq names its product glycine receptor subunit alphaZ1 (gene alka). Gene Ontology annotation, biological process: nervous system process; chloride transmembrane transport; chemical synaptic transmission. The transcript has 8 exons. The record is from RefSeq and is a predicted model, not a curated record. Gene Ontology annotation, cellular component: membrane; synapse; neuron projection. Bases 872 to 2293 code for a protein of 473 amino acids. NCBI's taxonomy places the organism in Eukaryota, Metazoa, Arthropoda, Insecta, Diptera, Psychodidae. Gene Ontology annotation, molecular function: chloride channel activity; transmembrane signaling receptor activity; extracellular ligand-gated monoatomic ion channel activity.